GGGCUUUCAUUAAUUAAGUUUAACUGGACAAAUUAUUUACCUUAAAAUAUGUCAAAUAUUUAACUUCUUAUUGUAAGAUUUCAAUGCUAACAUUAAAAUUCCGUUCAGAUCAUGACGAGAUAUGCUAAACCAGUAAUAGGUAAGAAACAAGCUGAAGAAGCUUCAUCUUGGUCAGCACUGAAACAAACCGUCGUGGAAAGUAACACUGAAAAACCGAAGAAAAAGAAGAAAAAGCUGAAGAAUUUGAAGAAUGUUGUUGAAAAGGUUACAGUGGACCCCCCAGUGCAACAAAGCCACACUUCUCCACAGUCAGAGGAUAAGGUUAUAAAGAAAUUAAAGAAAAAGAGAAACAAGCAAAAGUUGGUCACAGAUGCAAUCAAAUCGGAGUUAGAAAAUACGCCAAAAAUUGUCUCACCAAAUAAAGUAACACGUCCUCAAAUAUCAUCAAAACAAGGUAAAGGGUCGCUCAAGUUUUCUCAAAUGGACCAAGAAGCAAAGAAAAGAUCAAGGGCUGACGUGCACCGUAACCGCCGUGCAGCGAUGGAUCCCUGUUUUGUAUGCAGGAGUACACGACACAAAGCUUCACACUGCCCCAAAGGAUACGACAAGGGGAUCGGAGUUUGUUUUAAAUGUGCCUCAACCGAGCACACAUCAAGUACAUGUCCUAGGAGAGAUAUCGAGGGGUUUCCUCACGCUAAAUGUUUUAUCUGCAGUGAGACUGGUCACUUGUCUCGGGCGUGUCCUGAUAACCCGCGGGGGUUGUACCCCAAUGGGGGGUGCUGCAAAGAGUGUGGAUCUGUUGAACACUUUGCAAAGGAUUGUCAGACCAAAGUCAAGCAGAGAGAAAGCCGGACGAUAAAGUUGAAAAGUAUAUCCUCGUCUAAAUCCAAUGUCGAAGAGAAUGAUAUGAUGGAUCUUAAUGAGUAUGUUGAAAUUAAAAGACCAGACCCAAAACCGCAGAUACAUAAACCGAAAGUGGUCAAGUUUUAAUCGUUCCCGGGUUUUAAUUUAUUUAGGUUUUUGAUAAUUUGCUGAGUUGUACUAACAAUUAACAUGAUGCUUUUUAAUUCAUUUACUUUUGACUAUUGUAUUUUUUUCUGCGCUUGAAAUCAACUGUACUCAUUCUAACGACUUUCAGUUUUAAUAACGUGUUUUAUUAAAAUUAGUGUUUUACUUUAAAUUGUAUUACAUUUUACAUUACAUUAAAUUGUUAAGAAUCGAAUGCGUUUUUAAAGUAUUAAAAUUAACAAAGAAUGAACUCAUCAAAAUUUAGUAUUAGUGAUAGUAUUUCAGCUAUUCAUUUAGAAUAAAACCAAGUCCUUCGUGUUAUGUAGACAUGCUGUGGACUGGUUACACCUGGUUAAAGCACUAAUAUUGUACAUAAUAUUAAUAAGACUUAAAAAAUGUAUUUAAUUGUAAUUGUGAAAAUAGUUUAAAUAUAAUAUAUUACACCUCACUUUAAACCCCCAUUUCAGUAGUUACAAUGUCAGAGGAUGUAGUGAGCCAUUUUGUGAAGUUCUCAAACCAAACAUCAGGCCAAGACAAACUAUGCAGGGUAUUGCAGUACAGUAGUCAACUCCUAUGGUGGUACCUAGAAAAACGUGGUUUCAGUCCACAGUAUGUGGAACAAUUAAAACAACUCCAGUCCUCCCUCUCCCUCGCUAGAAAAUAUUUUUCUCUCGGAAAAAGCGUAGAACACAUGCGUGGAGCAGCUGUAUCAAUCCACAUAAACGAUCCAAUCUUACGCUAUUCAAUGACUUUAUCCAGAAUCAGUUCAGCACUUCAGUUUUUUUGUGAUAAUGUAUACUUGUUCAGCAAACUCGGCCUUGUAAAGGUAGAUCAGGGAGGUUUAGUUUCUCUGUCUAGUAAGUUGUGGUUGUACGCAGACUUCAUGAACAUUAUCAGAGUUACCUAUGAGAUACGUCAUGAAAUUAACGAACAAUUCGAUCGACAGGAGUCUAACUUGAAACAUUCCAAUCAUUCCUUGUAUUCAACUUGUCGGUGCGUCCUGUCAAGACGACCAGAUCUGUUUGUUGAUUUAGUUAAGAAUAUGUCAGAUAUUUGGUUACCAAUACAUUCCUCCGGUGUGACAACGUUGUCACCGGGGACGGUAGGAUUUUGCGGAACCGUUUCAUCGGUGCUUGGUGCUGCUACUAUUUGGCAAAAGAGUCGGAAACUCUGAACUGAUUUGAUAGUGAUCUUACACUUCCUGCCUUGUGAGAAUUUAUUCGAAGGACUGAUUGAGAUUAAGAUUAAAAAUUUUUUUUGUGACUUUUUUUGAAAUUUGCACUGAAUUUUAAUCUUUAAUUAUUAUUUCUGACAUUUUCUCUUGAAUAAUUAAUUCAGACAUUUUUCAAUUGACAUCGUUGAUCGUUUAGCGUAAAAGGAUUGACUUUUUCGUUGUAUAUUUAUAUACUAUUAUAUAUCGUUUAUGAAUUGACAUACUUAUUGUUCUCAUGCUAUUGUUACAGUUUACACAA
Messenger RNA from Bolinopsis microptera, 2480 nucleotides. RefSeq lists its product as uncharacterized. The record is from RefSeq and is a predicted model, not a curated record. The coding region runs from base 112 to 990 and encodes 292 amino acids. The transcript has 3 exons. Gene Ontology annotation, cellular component: nucleolus. Gene Ontology annotation, molecular function: zinc ion binding; nucleic acid binding. NCBI's taxonomy places the organism in Eukaryota, Metazoa, Ctenophora, Tentaculata, Lobata, Bolinopsidae.